Cuculus canorus (common cuckoo) is the source of this 5670-nucleotide messenger RNA. RefSeq names its product laminin subunit gamma 2 (gene LAMC2). Lineage: Eukaryota; Metazoa; Chordata; Aves; Cuculiformes; Cuculidae. Gene Ontology annotation, molecular function: extracellular matrix structural constituent. The transcript has 23 exons. The record is from RefSeq and is a predicted model, not a curated record. The coding region runs from base 108 to 3638 and encodes 1176 amino acids.
CAACGCAUAAAAUCCACCCCAGAAGGAAAAAAAAAAAAAGCAAUAGUUAGCCAGUCGAGGGCCUCUUCUCGAGGGAGAAGGGCGCCUUGUGCUCCCCAGCACGAGAGAUGUCCGGGCGCUGCCUCGGGGCCCUGUGGUGCCUGGCGGUGUCUCUCCUGCCCGCAGCCCUGAGCGCCAACGGAGGAGAAGUGUGCGACUGCAAUGGGAUGUCCAGGCAGUGCAUCUUCGACUGGCACCUCUUGAGGGAGACGGGGAACGGGUACCGCUGCCUCAACUGCCUGGGCAACACCGAGGGCACCCGCUGCGAGCGCUGCAGGGAGGGAUUCUUCCGCCAGCGGGAGGAGGACUGCUGCCUGCCCUGCCACUGCCACCCCCAGGGUGCCGUUGGCCCACGGUGCGACAGCGACGGGCGCUGCAGCUGCAAACCCGGUGUGAUGGGCGAGAAGUGCGACCGGUGCCAGCCGGGCUUCGAGUCCCUCUCCGAGGCUGGGUGCCGGGUGAAGGGGCAGAGCCUGCGGUGCGAGUGUGACCCAGCUGGCAGCACAGGGCGCUGCCUCUCCGGCCGCUGUGUCUGCAAGGAGAGCGCUACGGGAGAGCGGUGUGAGAGGUGCAAGAGAAACUUCUAUAACUUGGAUGCCAGGAACCCCGCGGGAUGCUCCCCCUGCUUUUGCUAUGGACACUCAGCUACGUGCGUCAGUGCAGACACCCACAGCAUCUACAACAUCACCUCCACCUUUCAGCAAGGUGCCGAAGGCUGGCAAGGUGUCCAUGAGAGUGGGUCCCCAGCCCAGCUCCAGUGGUCCCCGCGUCAUCGGGAUGCCUUCAUAGCAGCAAGGACACCGGAGCCAAUAUACUUUGCGGCACCUGCAAAAUUCCUUGGAAACCAGCAGCUGAGCUACGGCCAGACUCUCUCCUUUGAUUACCGCCUGGACCGAGGAGGACGCCAGCCAUCUCCGCACGAUGUGGUCCUGGAAGGAGCUGGCCUGAGAGUCGCUGCCUCCUUCUUGCCCCAGGAGAAGAUCCUGCCCUGCGGUGUCAGCCAGACCUACACAUUCAGGCUGGACGAGCACCCCAGCAGCAACUGGAGCCCGAGGCUGAAUCACUUGGAAUAUCGCAGGCUGCUGGGAAACCUGACAGCUCUCUGGAUCCGAGCCACCUUUGGGGAGUACAGCACCGGCUACAUCGACAACGUCACCCUGGUGUCAGCGCAGCCCGUGGCCGGAGUGCCUGCACCCUGGGUGGAGCGCUGCGAGUGCCCGCUGGGCUACGGGGGGCAGUUCUGUGAGACGUGUGCCCCCGGCUACCGCAGAGAUGCCCCCAGCCUGGGGCCCUUCGGCAUCUGCGUGCCGUGCAAUUGCCAGGGCGGAGGCACUUGUGAUCCCGACACGGGUGAAUGCUACUCAGGAGAUGAAAAUGUGGGCAAUAGUGUCAGCUGCCCCUUCGGCUUCUACCGAGACCCUCGGCAGCCCCAAGGCUGCCGGGCAUGUCCCUGCGGCAACGGUCAAGGCUGCUCGGUGGUGCCAGGCGGGGAGGAGGUUGUCUGUGACCACUGUCCUCCUGGAGCUGCUGGGGCCAACUGCGAGUACUGUGCCGAUGGCUAUUUCGGAGAUCCAGCAGCUCUCCAGCCCUGCCAGCCGUGCCGGUGCAACGGCAACGUGGAGCCCAACGCUGUGGGCAACUGCGACCGACGGACGGGCGAGUGUCUCAAAUGCAUCUACAACACCGCCGGCUUCUACUGCGACCGCUGCAAAGACGGCUUCUUCGGGAACCCCUUGGCCCCCGAUCCUGCUGACAAGUGCAGAGCCUGCUCCUGCAACUCAGCCGGCGCCGAGCCUUUGAAAUGCAGGAGCGAUGGGAGCUGCAUCUGCAAGCCCGGCUUCGAUGGUCCCAGUUGCGAAGAGAGCGAGUGUCCAGCUUGCUACGGCCAGGUGAAGGCCCAGGUGGACCUCUACCUGCAGCAGCUGGCGGAGCUGGAGCCGCUGUUCUCAGAGCUGCAAGCUGGUGGUGGGACUGGGACCCAGGAGCUGGAGGGAAGGAUGCAGAUGGCUGAGGACACGUUGCGGGACAUCCUCAGGGAAGCGCUGAGUUUGCAAGCCUCUGACAGGUCUCUGGAGAGCCGUGUGGCCAGGAUGAAGGGGCAAGGGUCCAGCUCCCAGAGCUGCUUGGAUGAGAUCAAGGCGACGGUGGAGAGGCUGAGGUCUCUUGGGAGCCAGUACGAGAGGCAGGUGCAUGACACCCGGCAGCUGAUGGUGAGGGCCAGGCUGGACCUGGACCGCAGUGGAGCCGCUCUGCGUCGGGUGAGCAUUCCUGCUUCAAACCUUCCCGGGGGCUCGAAUCAGUUCUUGAUGCUGGCGCAGGAGGCUUUGAGACUGGCGAACAGUCACCUACAAGCCGCCAACACCAUUGAGCAAGCUGCGAAGGCGGCGCAGGAGGACGCACAGCAGGCGCUGGAGCUGGUGCGCGUGGCUGCUGGCGGAGAGGUGGCCACCUCUGGCUCCUUGAGAGGGCUGCUCGGGAAACACGAGGAGCUGAAGUCGCUGGCUGGAGGCCUGAAGACUGAGGCCGAUGGCGUGGCCUCCGAGGCAGACAAGGCUUAUCAAGGCAGCCUGAUGCUCCUCAACUCUCUAUCCCGCCUGACGAAGACUGACAUCAGGUCCUUUGAGGGGGAGGCAGCCAGGCUGAAGCAGGACGCCAGCACUCUCCUGAGCCUGGUGGACACCUUCAUGGCACAGUACAGGCAGCUGCAGAGCCGCACGGGGCGCUGGGAGGAGGACAUCAAGCAGCUGCUGCGGAGGGGAGACGGCGAGAGGGCGACGCUGACACAGCUGCUGUCCCGGGCCAACCUCGCCAGGAGCACAGCCCUGCAAGCUGUCAGUGCUGGCAACGCCACGUUCUACGAGGUGGAACAGAUCCUGAAGAGCCUCCGGGAGUUUAACCUGCAAGCAGAUGACAAGAGAAGGGAAGCUGAAGAUGCCAUGAGGAGGCUACCAACCAUCAGCAGCAUGGUCAAAAGUGCCAGGGAGAAGACAGACCGAGCUGAAGCGAUCCUGGGCAGUGCCACCUCUGAAUCGAGGGCAGCCAGCAGCGCAGCAGGGGAAGCAAAGGAGAUCACCCUGGGGAUCCAGCAGGAGAUUACACGUCUGAAGGUGGAAGCCAACAAGACAGCUGAUGGUGUCCUUGCCCUGGAGAAGGCAGUGGCCACGCUGCAGCGCGAGGCCAAGGAAGUGGACGGUGAAUUUGAGAGCAAGCUCUCAGAGGCUGAGGCAGAUGCUGCUGCGAUACAAGAGACAGCUCAGGAAGCUCAGAGGGUCCACGCCAAGGCUGGCCAGGCGGGGGUGGUCGUGCAGGAGACGUUGAGUGCCCUGGAAGAGCUGCUGCGUCUGAUGAACCAGCCCGGUGCCGUGGACGAGGACGGCCUGAAGCAGCUCGAGAUGAAUUUUAGCAAAGCCAAAAGCAGAACCAACCAGCUGAAGGAUGAGAUGUCGGAGCUGGAGCAGACAGCCGCGCUGCAGAAGGCCCGGGUGCGGACACUGGAAAGCAGCAUUGAUGACAUCCUGGCAGAUAUUAAGAACCUGGAGAACAUCCAGAGGAGUCUUCCUCCUGGCUGCUACAACACAAAAGCCAUUGAACUGCCGUGAGUGACCUCCAGAAAGGCUGCAGCGCCUGCGGGGCUGUGAGGGCAGGAGAGCCUGGACCAGCCGCCCACCCCACACCCAGCAGGACCGGCUGCCUUUGAUUGUGUUGAACUCAUCCCUACCCUCGAGUUUGGUGUGGCAGCUCAAGUUCACAUUGUCGCGUUGGCCCUGGAGUGUCCCUGAUUUUUCGAAGUGGUCCGUCCCUUGGUCCCAGGAGGAAGAACACUCCUGGUUGUGUGAGGGUGCUACUGGCUGGAGAACAGCCCAUGCCUACAACGAUUCUCUGAGGUGCCGGUGGGGGUUGCUUGCUGUCAGCCUGGGGAGUUUGUACAGUUCAGAGCCUGAAGUUCGCGCCUGAGAGGUUCUCCACCCUCUUGUGGAUCCCAUCUCCUGGUCUGGCACACACAGCGGGACUGGAGUCUCUGCCUUUAUGUUUGACACUGCCACCACCACCACCUCCUCCUCAUGGUCUCCGAGGGGUCUUCCACACCUUUAGUAGCUCAGGAGGCAAAGAGCGAGCAGCGUGAAGAGGCAGCUGGGGAGGGGGCAGUUUUGAGCCGUGGCACUAGUGAUGCUUCAUAUGGUGUUCUCCUCCCAAUCUGCCCAGUCCUCACCUUGCUGGAAGUGCAUGGUUUUGCCAAGAGAUUUGGCAUCAGAUGCCACUGAUGAACCUAUUCAUAAAGCCGCAGGUGUUCCGUGGUGCUUCUCAGUGAAGUGGUUACUGUUUUGUUAACGGUGGUGUGGGGGCAAAGCUGCCUUCGAGCUCACAGCGAUGCGCUUGAUGGAGAAGGAAGGGCAAGUGGGCAGUUUUUCUUGCCCCGCUUGCUCCUUCAGCCAGGAGAGAAGACCCUUUCUUUCUCCCGUGCUUCUUUUCUUUCUUCUCAAAGCUCCUCCUGGGCAAGCAUAGGUCUCCUUACCAUCCCCUUGCACCCUCAAGGACAGCGUUUCACUCCAAGACUUGUCGGUUUGGUACCAGGCAGCUUCCUGGGUGUCCUCAAGGCUCAGGAGAGGCAACGUGGUGUCCCCUCAGCACAAGCUCCCAGGACCCUGCACCCUUAUCACAGGACCAAGGGCUUUCUUUAGGGGUUUGCAGCCACGAGCUCUCACUUCCGAGAGCCCAGCUCCAUCCCGCUGGAGUGACAGCGCCCUAGUUUGAUCCGUUUUAAAAUAUUGAAGAUGUCUCGAAUGCAUCUUCACCUCUGGUUUGGUGCUGCCCAUUCCCCCCUCCUCCCCUCCCUCCUCCUGCGUGGCGCUGGGUGCUUCUCGGAGGCUAAGGUGGUUGUCCACAGGGGUUUCCCACUGUACUCUAGAGCGAGCUUGGAGAAGCUGAAGACCAUGGUGCUCCCUUCGCCCACCCGCGGCUUUCCCGUGGCUCCGGCUCCAUUCUGACACCACUCCCGGCUUCUCUUAGAUGGCAUUUCAGGGGGGAAAAAAGAGCCAUUAGGUGCUGGAAGUCAGCUCUGCUGAACCCCCUCUGACCUGCGUGGAGGUGAAAGAGGAGGUCCUGGAUGGAGGAGGACACUCUGGGCGACUCACUCACUUCUCGUUACCUCCGAUUCUCUGAUAAAGCAGCUCCCGUGCUUUUGCUUGAUAAGGAUAUACCAAGUACUAUGUCUGCCUUACGCUUUUAUUUAAGUGAGAUGUAUCCUUGCCUCCGGCAUGUUUUCCUUCUGUUGUACAGCACAGGGACAGGUGUUAUGGACCUAACUUUAUUUUUCCAUGAGUUGGGUUUUUUUGAAAGGGAGAAGGUCAAUAAAUAAUACAUACUUCUGGUUGGAUCCUGCCUACUGGUUGGUUCAUUUUCUCCCACUGCCUGGUUUGGGUGACUUUGGCCAUCGCUUCUCCCAGCAGUGCGGCCGCUUGUGCUCUUCACGCUGACUCGAUCUCAGGGCUGGUUUGAAAGGACACCAGGAACAUCUUUUUGUUUUGUUUAUUACAUAAUUUAAACAUUUUGCUGAUAAAGUUUCUUUUUGUCAAUGACCAUUUUUUUUUUUCAUAUAGCAACAAAAAAAAAAAAAAAUUAGGCUUCAAAACU